AUGGCACCAAGGGGACCUCGGGAUGCCGCUGUCAGGUCAUCGGUUGUAUUCACAUGCUUGAUUGACGUGGGCUCCAGCUGGCUCCAGCUGGCUCCAGCUCCAGCACCAAGCUGCGCAGUGAAGUGCUCUGCCAUGACAAUGUUUAAGACCUGGCUCACCGGAAGGCUGACAAGACCAAAUCAAUCAGGCGAGUUGUGGAUGCUGUUGUCCUACACCACCAUCUUCCCCCACACAAUCGUCACAUCUGCUCGCGUCACGUCCAUCAAGAAAAGUGCUGUGUAUGUAGCGACGUUGGUAAGGAACGAGAUAUCAUCAGCCAAUGCCUCGUCUGCUCCAGCUACCUCGCCCGGCAAGGCACGGAUGCGCACACGCUCGGACUCCAGCUUCCUGACCAAUCAAGGAGCGGAUUAUGAGACAGUGCCGGGGGAGUGCCAAGGGGGGGAACGUCAAGCGUUCUUUGAAGUCACUGAGGGCAGAGAGCUCCGCCGCAAACACGCCCAUCGUUCCCCCCCUCCCCGAGCCCUCACCAUGCUGCGGCAACAAUUGAUCCGGUCGCUGAAGAGGCCUGCCUACCGCGCAGCCCUCAAUGGCAGCCGGGCCUUUACUGCCUCGGCGCCCCGGCCUGCAGAGGUCGAACUCACCAUAGAUGGACAAAAGGUCUCGAUUGAAGCCGGCGCUGCCCUCAUCCAGGCGUGCGAAAAGGCCGGAGUGACGAUUCCCCGUUACUGCUACCAUGAGAAGUUGAUGAUUGCUGGGAGUUGCCGUAUGUGUCUGGUCGAGGUCGAGCGCGCCCCCAAACCCGUGGCCUCGUGCGCCUGGCCCGUCCAGCCGGGCAUGGUCGUCAAGACCAAUUCGCCGCUCGUCCACAAGGCGCGGGAGGGUGUCAUGGAGUUCCUGCUUGCCAACCAUCCGCUCGACUGCCCCAUUUGCGAUCAGGGAGGCGAGUGUGAUCUGCAGGACCAGUCGAUGCGCUAUGGAGCCGAUCGCGGACGGUUCCACGAAAUCGGCGGCAAGCGUGCUGUCGAAGACAAGAACAUUGGGCCUUUAAUCAAGACAUCCAUGAACAGGUGUAUCCACUGCACACGAUGUGUGCGCUUCUCCAACGACAUCGCCGGCGCCCCGGAAAUGGGCUCCUUCGGCCGCGGUAACGAUCUCGAGAUCGGCACCUACCUCGAAACCGCCCUUGACUCUGAACUCUCCGGAAACGUCAUCGAUCUCUGCCCCGUGGGUGCUCUCACGUCGAAGCCUUAUGCCUUCAAGGCCCGGCCAUGGGAGCUGUACAAGACGGAGACCAUCGAUGUCCUUGAUGCUCUAGGUUCCAACAUUCGCGUCGACUCCCGAGGCCUCCAAGUCAUGAGGGUCCUACCCCGCCUCAACGACGACAUCAACGAAGAAUGGAUCAACGAUAAGACUCGCUUCGCUUGCGAUGCUCUCAGCACCCAACGCCUCGUCAAUCCCCUCAUUCGCGUCAACGAUCAGUUUCAGCCGGCUAGCUGGGAACAGGCUCUUGUAGAGAUUGGCAAUGCUUACAAGAAGCUGGCACCAAAGGGUAACGAGUUUAAGGUGAUUGCCGGUCACCUUGUGGAGACCGAGACUUUGGUCGCUAUGAAGGAUCUGGCAAACAAGCUUGGUUCGGAUAAUCUGGGUCUUGACCAGCCUGGCGGCAGCGAACCCAUCGCCCACGGUAUCGACAUCCGAUCAAACUACGCCUUCAACUCCAGAAUCUAUGGUGUAGAGGACGCUGAUGCCAUUUUGCUUGUCGGCACCAAUCCCCGCCACGAGGCUGCGGUGCUCAAUGCUCGUAUUCGAAAGCAAUGGCUGCGAUCAGAUCUAGAGAUUGGCCUUGUUGGCGAAGACUUUGAGAGCACAUUUGAGUACCAGAAGCUCGGAGGUAGCGCUACCGACCUCAAGAGCGCUCUGUCUGGCGAGUUUGGAAAGAAGCUGGCGUCGGCGAAGAAACCAAUGAUCAUUGUUGGCAGCGCCGUUACUGAGCACGCUGAUGCCAAGUCGUUUUACGAACAGAUUGGCGCCUUCGUCGAGAAGAACAAGGCCAACUUCCUCACUGAGGAAUGGAACGGCUUCAACAUCCUGCAGCGAGCAGCUUCCCGUACUGGUGCCUAUGAGGUUGGUUUUACUGUUCCGUCGCCCGAGGUCGCGCAGACGAAGCCCAAAUUCGUAUGGCUCCUCGGAGCUGACGAGAUCAACGAGGCAGAGCUGCCCAAGGAUGCUUUCGUCGUCUACCAGGGUCAUCAUGGCGACCGAGGCGCACAGCUCGCCGAUGUCGUGCUUCCCGGUGCGGCAUAUACCGAGAAGUCAGUCACUUAUGUCAACACUGAAGGUCGCGUACAAAUGACUCGUGCGGCUGUUGGACUCCCGGGUGCCUCAAGAGACGACUGGAAAAUUGUUCGUGCUGCGUCAGAGUACUUGGGUGCGGAGCUUCCGUACGAUGAUGUUGAGCAAUUGCGUGACCGCAUGGUCGAGAUUUCACCUGCUCUGCGGAGAUACGACCUUAUUGAGGACACAUCGGUAGCAAGCCUGAGUAAAGUGCAGCUUGUCGACCAGAAUAAGGGUACACAAGCGACCGGUGCGCCUCUUAAGAAGCCGAUUGAGGACUUCUACUUCACAGAUGUGAUUUCCAGAAACUCACCAACAAUGGCCCGUUGCUCGGCAGCAAAAGCACAAAAGAACCCCGAGACCAACUUCAUGGCUCCUGGAUACCCAGAACCUCAAGUUGGCUACGGACCGCAGAAGGCGAUUGCGGCGAAUGUAUGA
Molecule: messenger RNA, 2772 nt
Organism: Plenodomus lingam JN3
Lineage: Eukaryota; Fungi; Ascomycota; Dothideomycetes; Pleosporales; Leptosphaeriaceae
Gene: NUO78
Product: NADH dehydrogenase (ubiquinone) 78K chain precursor, 5-prime end
Biological process (GO): ATP synthesis coupled electron transport; cellular respiration
Cellular component (GO): membrane
Molecular function (GO): iron-sulfur cluster binding; NADH dehydrogenase (ubiquinone) activity
Source: RefSeq, a predicted model, not a curated record